GUACUUCUGGUGGGUCAGGGUUCGGCCUCAACAUGGCGGUUCCGGUCAGGCAGUGACCAAGGAUUUGCCGUCCGGAGGAUUAGCUGGCGAUUGUCGUCGUCUCUACCUAUCACGGUGGAAUGUGAGGACGCCGGGGAGAGCGCUGAGGAGCGGCGGUGACAGGGAGGGGUGUGUGGUGUGUGCUCCGGAAGCCGAGACGGCGGCAUCUAGCCCUUCUAUUGGUCUCAAGGCUUCGGUGCGGGGCCCCGCCCGGCCGGGCUAGGCCGGCGGGCGGCGGCAGUAGCUGCUGCAGCCGCAGGAUUAGCCUCUGAAGAGUCGGCCGGAGGGCGGGCGCCGCCGCUGCCUUACCACGGCGAUGGCCCAGUGUGUACAAUCGGUGCAAGAGCUAAUCCCGGACUCUUUCGUCCCCUGUGUCGCCGCGCUGUGCAGCGAAGAAGCCGAGCGGCUCACUCGUCUCAAUCACCUUAGCUUUGCGGAGUUGCUUAAGCCCUUCUCUCGCCUCACUUCCGAGGUUCAUAUGAGAGAUCCUAAUAAUCAACUUCACAUAAUUAAAAAUUUGAAGAUAGCAGUAAGCAACAUUAUCACCCAGCCACCUCAGCCUGGAGCCAUUCGGAAGCUUUUGAACGAUGUUGUUUCUGGCAGUCAGCCGGCUGAAGGAUUAGUAGCUAAUGUGAUCACGGCAGGAGAUUAUGAUCUCAACAUCAGUGAUCGGUCAAUUAAAGCUAGUGUUCCUUGGUACAGUAUUUGGAAAGACACAGUGACGAAAUUGAAAGAAUCCUCGUUAUACACAGGUAUUUCCUAUGGUAGUCUUAUCAGUUUUCCAGAUUGUUCUCACUCUACUCCUUUCCUAUUAUCUUUUUUUCUGCUCAGCUACUACUUUUUUGUAUUUGUCCAAAUUAACACAUCUGCCUAAUUUUUCUAAAACAGAGUCAGUCUGGUGAUGCUUGUUCUACUUUAUGUUAUUUAUCCUAUCAUCUAUUGUAUUUACUCUUGAUUUACAACAUUAUCUGAUAAAUCCAGGCACUGUUUUUGAAUAGUAUAAUUUGGGUUGCAUCUUAU
Messenger RNA from Hipposideros armiger (great roundleaf bat), 1059 nucleotides. Its product is annotated as trafficking protein particle complex subunit 8-like. The transcript is spliced from 3 exons. Bases 356 to 913 code for a protein of 185 amino acids. Gene Ontology annotation, cellular component: TRAPPIII protein complex. The record is from RefSeq and is a predicted model, not a curated record. Lineage: Eukaryota; Metazoa; Chordata; Mammalia; Chiroptera; Hipposideridae.